Syngnathus typhle (broad-nosed pipefish) is the source of this 3070-nucleotide messenger RNA. Its product is annotated as T-box-containing protein TBX6L-like. Gene Ontology annotation, molecular function: RNA polymerase II cis-regulatory region sequence-specific DNA binding; DNA-binding transcription factor activity, RNA polymerase II-specific. Bases 587 to 1675 code for a protein of 362 amino acids. NCBI's taxonomy places the organism in Eukaryota, Metazoa, Chordata, Actinopteri, Syngnathiformes, Syngnathidae. The record is from RefSeq and is a predicted model, not a curated record. Gene Ontology annotation, biological process: heart morphogenesis; pattern specification process; positive regulation of DNA-templated transcription. Gene Ontology annotation, cellular component: nucleus. The transcript is spliced from 9 exons.
GUCAGCAUGGCUCAAUCUGAGGAGCAAUGUUUCAACAAGUCCCCAGUCACAUUGAGAAGUCCUUCCUGAGAACUUGUAUUGUUUUUCUUUUUUAAAUCAACUGUAGAAGAAAAAAAGGAGGGGAGGGGGGCUGCAGGACCAAAUGGCCCCACGGGAUUCGAGGCAUUGUGUGAGCCGCUCCAAUCACCUCUUUAAUCUCAAACCUGCUUCGGAAUACGCAAGUUAAGCAGUCAGGAAGGGACCUGUUUGUCUGCCACCAGAACCACACCCCACCAGACCCCCUUGAUCGUAUUGCCUGGCUACCAAAGACUUUGAAAUUCUACCCAUCACCUUGGCAUCGAGAAGGUGAAGUGAAUAAUUAAUGUCUUGCUCUCCCAGUGCAGGUAAUAUUUCAUCUAAUUAUGUCUCAUAUACCCUGAAUUGGUUUUUGGUUGUUAUGUAGUUUAAGAGAAAAGCCCCCCCCCCCCCCCCGCCACCUCCAUAAUAGCCCCUCCCACUUUGGGAUAACCAAUCAAGGUCAAGGGUCAACAGAGAUCAGAAAGUCUUUCCCUCCACACUUUGACUGUUGGGAACUUCUAGAGGAAGCAUGCAACACAUUUAUGACACCAAAUUGAAUCCGAGACUGCCCCCGACCGUCGACUCCUUCCUGCAAGGAAAUGUCGGGAUGACUCUGGAGAACGCUCAUCUCUGGAAGUCCUUUCACCGCAUCGGAACAGAGAUGAUCAUCACAAAACACGGCAGGAGGAUGUUUCCGCAUUGCAGCGUGACCGUGACGGGCCUGCAUCCAUUUGCAAAAUACGUCAUCUUGAUAGAUAUGAUUCCCGCUGACAACUUCAAAUAUAAGUGGAAGAAGGACAUAUGGGAGGUGGCGGGGAAGGCAGAACCUCAACCUCCGGCUAGGUCCUACACGCACCCCGACUCCCCGGCUCCAGGGGGUCACUGGAUGAAGCAGUCGUUGUCCUUCCUCAAGAUGAAGCUCACCAACAAUAAUCUGGACCAGCAUGGACACAUCAUCCUGCACUCCAUGCAUCGCUACUACCCGAGGUUUCACGUCAUUCAAGCGGAGAGUCCCUACACGGUCCACUGGGGUCCCGUCCAGUCCUUCUCCUUCCCAGAAAUGACCUUCACUGCAGUCACCGCUUAUCAGAAUGCAAAGAUCACCAAAUUGAAGAUAGACCACAACCCUUUCGCCAAAGGAUUCCGAGAGGGAGGCACUCACACACAAGGGAAAAGGUGUCAUUCAAGCACAAAGCAUCCCGAGAAAAUAUCCUCGCCGGAAAGCAAAAAACUUUGCAAAAGUCUUCCAGGCCUUCAGAGGGCGCUCUCUUCCUCUCAGUCAGAGGAGACAGGGAAGCACCAGGGUGCAGGAGCAGAGUCAGUGAAGGGUCCACCUCCCAGCUGGAGUCAGGACCCCUUAGAGUCUCUCCAGGCUGAGCCGCUGGAGCUUCACGAGUACGAGUACAGUUGUGAGGAGCAGAUGGUGCCUGCCUCAGUGGCCUAUCAACCCAACAGGGCUGUGGAAUAUUCCAGACUUGUGUUCUCCAGCAAUGACGUGGAUGCGGGGCAACCACUCGCCACGGCGGACCAUGGAGCCCAACAAAAUGGCUACCACCCGCAUAGCUGCAACAUGGCCGACUGGAGCCAAUUUCCACUCUUCUCCUACUCCUGCUUGUGAAUCCUCACAAUGAACCAGUGUUAUUGGAGAUGUCUUCCUGAGUGUUAAAUUUAGAUUUUUUUUUAAUUAUGAUGGCAUUUUUUUUUUUUUUUUUUACUGUCAUGUGUGUCUAUUUCGAUCUCACCGUGUGAAAAUGAAGCUUCAAAUGUGCUUCAUGAACCAGUUGUAUUUUUAGACUCCUCUGUUCGAUAUUGGACUGAAAGUACACAUUUUUGCCAUUUCUUUAUCCUCUAUUAAAACCCAACAGUGCCAUCUAGAGGAGUUAAAAAGUACACGUUUCUUGAAGCAAAUUUGAAGCUUCAUUUAACACACACGAAGGCAAGAAAUGAAGUACAUUCAAACUCAUCUGCUAUAACUCGGAACCAUUUGGUCCCAUUUUAAAAAGUACUGCUCGAACACAAACACUAAAAGCGACAUUUCUCCGUCGUGUAAGAGGACGCAGUGCCAUGAUGACAUGUUGCUAAAUAUCUCAAGAACACGACGUCCAUCUUGACGAGCUACCUUUCAAAUCUUAACAGCUGACACGUUCCAGCAGCGUCUGGAAGAUGGAGACUGUUAGACUGACGAAUGACCGACGCGCACUGGCGCAGUUUCUUCCUCAACAGAAGGCACACGCCGUCUGGGCUGUAAAUAUUUUACAACACAUCUAACUGGGACAUUUAGAAACCUUCGGGGAGGAUAAAAGUCAAGCGACAUGUUUCUUCAAAAAAGAGGUUUUUAGCAAACAGUAAAAGAUGGGUUCCUAUAUAAUGUAGAGUUCAUAAUGUUAGUUUCAAAAUUGGCCGCAAUUAAGUCAGUAAAUUGACACUAACGAGACAGAGAUGGAAUUAAAAAAAAAAAAGGGGGCAGAAGGAAAAUAUGACCACUACUAAUUAAAACCAAACAAAAACACAGAGCAUGACACACAAGCAUUGAAAACACGCGAAAUAAAAGCGAUGGGGAAAAGGGUGCGGUGCUAAUGGACUGUAUAAAGGCUGGCAUCGACUGCUCCGUACUUUCAUUUACUCAAACAAAGUGCCCCGAGAAGAGGUCAGACUUGCUUGAAUCAAAGUGCGUCACGUGACGUCAGCAGCAAGCAAUCAAUGAACAGCGCUCUACAUGGAUUUUUAAAGCACAUUAGAGCUUCUCCCCUUUUUUGGGGUUCAACUCAAAACACACGUAACAGCCAGCAAAGUCGAUCAAAACAAACACAGUGAAUAAUAUUACUUUCCAUGCAUCUUCAUGAGUGUAAACAAUGUAAAAAUGUCUGGAAAAAAAUACAUUGCUUCUGGUGCUUCUGGAGAUUUGACUAAUGCCCAACAUUUGAAGAUAUAAUUAUAUCUGAAGCCUCAGCGAGCAAAUUGCAAACAAAAUCCCAACUCACCAUUUCAGCUUAAUAAAGUUCCAAGAAACUGU